AUGAAAAAUCACCACAUAAAAAGAAAACGCAUAAAUAAAAUAAUGACCGAGAUCUGCACUGUGGAGCUUUCAAAACAGGGAUUGAGUGAUAUUCCAUUCAAUAAGAUCAAGACGGAUGUAAAUUGGCUGAUCCUAAGUGAUAAUAAAAUAAAGAAAAUACCAAAGGAGAUAAAAACGCUAAAAAGCCUCAGCCGACUAGCAUUAAACGAUAAUAGGAUAGAGGAGAUCGAUAGUAGUAUUGGAGAUUGUGUUGGGCUGUCCUGGAUGGAUCUCACCAGAAAUAGACUGCGGAUCCUGCCCCCGGAGCUGGGAGCUCUGACUAGGAUAUCAGGCCUAGGGCUGAGUGAGAAUCUAUUUGAAGCAAUACCAGAGUGCGUGUAUAAACUUAAAAACCUAAGGAAGUUUGGGUUUUUUAGCAACAAGGUGGCCUGGAUUUCUCCAGAAAUACAAAAUUUAAAAAACCUGGUAAAACUUGAUCUUUCAAACAAUUCAAUCGAGAGCAUACCCGUUGAAUUUUGUUCUCUGAUAAAUCUCAGCUGGCUUAAUCUGUCAAAUAACAAAAUUAGGCAUCUUCCACAUGAAAUUAACAAUUUGAAAAAGCUGGAGGAGCUCGGACUGGGCAUGAACGAGCUGGAGGAUCUUCCAAACAUGUCCAACUUGAAUGCACUGAGAAUUCUUCCAGUAUUCAAAAACAGACUAAAGAGUAUCCACACUAGUCUCCUAACAUUGAAAAGUAUUGAAAAGCUUGAUUUCAGCGAUAAUGAAAUACCAGAGUUUCCCUAUAUUGCACUGUACAAUCCAUCCUUAAGAUAUCUAAACCUAAGAAAUAAUAAAAUAUCAGAAAUCUCAUCUCUAAGAAUACUAGACGCUCUCAGCUCAAUAACAAUGAUUGAUAUCAGCGAAAACCAAAUAUCUUAUCUUCCAUACAAGCUCUUCAAGUCCUUUGGGCAGCACACCACCAUCAGACUUGGAUCCAAUCCGUACGAAAAGAAGCAUCCGAAAAUCUCGGAUGAGCAAAGUCUUCUUCAGAUCUGCUUUACAAAGAUACUGAAUGAAAAGAACAAGCUGGAUCCAUGGCUCAAUCGCAUGUUUGUGAAGAGGCAUAUCUGCGACUUUUGUAAGUGCUACUUUGUGGUAGAGCCUUGCUAUUGUUAUAAUUACAGCUAUUUGGACAGGGAGCAUCAGUUUGUAGUUGAGAAGAUGCUUUGCUCGAUGAAAUGUUUAAGAAAAUGUGAAGAUUAA
Messenger RNA from Vittaforma corneae ATCC 50505, 1242 nucleotides. RefSeq lists its product as uncharacterized. Lineage: Eukaryota; Fungi; Microsporidia; Nosematidae. The transcript has a single exon. Gene Ontology annotation, molecular function: protein binding. Bases 1 to 1242 code for a protein of 413 amino acids. The record is from RefSeq and is a predicted model, not a curated record.